AUGGAAUCCCUAUCCGCCAUCGAGCAGUAUGCAGACCAGAUCUCGCGCAGUGCAAAGACACUGAGCGAUUAUCUGCGAGCCAACAACCAGCCCCAGCCGUCGUUCGAACGAGAUGCACCAACGUCGACGCUACCUACCUCAGCCCCUGAGGAUAUUGCACUGGCGCGUAGAGAUCUGACUGAGGCAUCGUUCAAAAUCUUCCAGCUUGCCGUCGGGCCGAGCGAGUUUUUGCCACAUCUGACUGCCAAUUUCCAUGUGCUCUUUGCUCUUCGGUGGUUGUGCCACUUCCAAAUUUUCUCCCUGGUGCCUCUACAUGGCUCCAUCUCCUACGCUGACCUGGCGGCCGAGGCCAAGGUUUCUGAACCCAGGCUGAAGAGCGUGGCUCGCAUGGCCAUGACCAACAAUCUGUUCAGCGAGCCCACUGCCGACACCAUUGCUCACAGCGCCAUCUCAGCACUGUUGGUGACCAACCCCAACUUCUUUGACUGGGCCCGCUUCAUGACGGAAGCCUCCAUACCAACAGCGGCCAAGCUGGUGGAGGCCUGUGAGCGAUGGCCUGACAGCGUGAAGAAAAACGAGACCGCCUACAACAUUGCUUUCGACCACCAUCUACCCUUUUUUGAUCACUUAGCGCAGGAUCCUGAACGCACGCGCCAGUUCUCCGGCUACAUGAAGAGUGUCACCAACAGCGAAGGAACUGAUCUGAAGCACCUCGUGGCCGGCUUUGACUGGGCGAAGUUGGGAAAAGCGACCAUCGUCGAUGUUGGCGGUUCAACCGGUCAUUCUAGCGUCGAACUGGCCAAGGCCUAUCCAGACCUCGAUUUUGUUGUCCAAGAUCUCCCCGAGGUCGUAUCCAACGGACCGGAAGCGCUACAGUCGCAGGGGCUGGUCGAAUCGGUUACGAACCGUAUCCGGUUUCAGGAGCACAGCUUCUUUGAGCCGGAGCCUCUCCACGGCGCCGAUGUAUACCUCUUGCGCAUGAUCCUGCACGACUGGCCGGAAAACGAAGCGCUGUCGAUAGUAUCAAACCUAAUCCCAGCUCUGAAAGGGGGUUCGCGCAUCAUUAUCAUGGACACAGUGCUACCGGCUUCGGGACAGAUCCCGGCCGUCCAGGAACGUCUACUGCGUGUUCGUGAUCUCACCAUGCUACAAGUCUUCAACAGCCUGGAGCGCGCCACCGAAGACUGGACAUCUCUUUUCAAACGCGCGGACCCACGACUGAAGCUGAAGUCAUCGGUCCAGCCGCUCGGUAGCACCAUGAACGUGCUCGAGGUUGUCCUUGAGGACGAGCAACAAGAGAUUGAUCAGUCGUCCUCUGAGCAGGUCGCCGAGCCCACGACCGCGUCGGAGGGGUCUCUGGAGUUGCUCAGCACGACUCCAGUCCAUAUCAGGGCCGAAUUGUAA
Molecule: messenger RNA, 1404 nt
Organism: Talaromyces rugulosus
Lineage: Eukaryota; Fungi; Ascomycota; Eurotiomycetes; Eurotiales; Trichocomaceae
Exons: 3
Coding region: 1-1404 (467 amino acids)
Molecular function (GO): O-methyltransferase activity
Source: RefSeq, a predicted model, not a curated record